Messenger RNA from Suillus subalutaceus, 4146 nucleotides. RefSeq lists its product as uncharacterized. Gene Ontology annotation, biological process: transcription by RNA polymerase II. The coding region runs from base 84 to 3974 and encodes 1296 amino acids. Lineage: Eukaryota; Fungi; Basidiomycota; Agaricomycetes; Boletales; Suillaceae. The transcript is spliced from 4 exons. Gene Ontology annotation, cellular component: nucleus. The record is from RefSeq and is a predicted model, not a curated record.
UUUUUGUCCCUUUGCCCACCAAGCCUGAUGAACUGGCAGUACACUCCUUCUACUUAUGACCUCCUUGCGUUUUGCAACUGCGAAUGUCUUCCGCUGAACGCUCCCUGAUUGGCUCUGUAUUUGAGCGCAAGACAUCUACAGCCCAAAGCCUACCCUCUCCAAGAUUCGCAAAAACUCCUGGCUCAGGGUUUCCAGCUGUUCAACACAGGUCAAAGAGCGCAUUUGCUCGUGCCAAAGAAGAGGAAAGGGGCAGUAGCAAUGUCAGGCCCACAACUGUACCCCUCGUAAUACCUGCGGGUCCCGUCGGACAACCUCAAUCUCGAGACCUUGAGGUAGAUUCACACACCGCUGAUGAUGCUAUACGUCAACAGAUUAGUGAAGAGAACGAGCGCAGAGUGGCCAAUAUGACUGAAGAGGAGCGAGAAACAGAGAGGCGCGAGGUUUUAGAGCAACUGGGAAGUGGUGCAGGAGACCUUCUGGAGCGUGUACGCGCUGCAAGAUCAAGAAAGACAACGAAGGCUCCCGCUAUAGCUGAAGGUAUACUUGUACAAAAUGAGCAGGCUCCAGAGGUUUCCCGCGAAAUACCGAUCGUUUCUUCACUACCUGGUCUUGCUAUCAGACGCAACCUUUCAAGGGUCAAGAGCCUGGAAGAUUUCGGGAAAAGAGCUCCCCCAAUCCUGGUGAAAAGCAGUACUAGACCUUCGUCGCCCAGUAAAGCUGGUCGUCAACUUCGCUUUGCGGCAUUGACGCCUGCUGAUGUCUACGUGUAUGAGUCUGCCCCAGUGUCUCCCAAACGAAAGGCCCUUGCGCUCCCUCCGCCUCCAGAUGCUCCAGACUCAUCAAUUGUUUCUCUGGGCACCUUUAAAGAGAAUGGUUUGCCGCGGAAGCGACCCCUUUCUCCUACAACUCAUAAGGGUAACGACAGGCCUGUACAGAAGAUUACGAAUGAUAGAUCAGAGCCUGAGGAAGGCACUCCAGAAUAUAUUCGGAGACGAUAUUUCCCAAAUGUGCCUGCGGACAACCCAUCAGUGUCUUGGAUGAAAUCUUCGUCGUCUAAUUCGGAGCCCGUUUUACUCCGCUUCGAUCUGACGGGUGCUCCCAUACCUGCAGAAAUCUCCGCCACUUUGCCUUCUCAUCUGGGUUUGCACCAUCACGCGGAUGGAGAUCACGCAGGGUACACUCUUGAUGAUAUAUUUUUUCUGUCUCGCUCCACUGUCCCCGCGCAACGCACCACAAUGCUUAAUAUCUUGAUUGGAAUCGCGCGCCGGUUGGGCAUGCAAGCGAGGGACCCUCACUACGCAGACAGGAUUUCAGAGCUACAGGGGAAGGAGGAGGAACUACGAAAACGUAUUCUCACUGCCGGACUCUCCGCGAUGAACGAGAAAGGUGGCGUCGGUGUCCGGGCCAUUGAGGUUGUCUGGGAGUGUAUUGUCGGCUGGAAUGCCCUGUUUGAUGCUGAGCGUGCCGAGUUAGAUCUCGCUCCUGCCAUCAUGUCCGUUUUGCAAGUGCCCGACUUCCUCACCCAAGCCACAGAACUCUUCGCGCAAGCAUCCUUACCCCCCGAAUCUCUGGCCCAACUUCUGUCCAUUGUCUAUCAGUUAUCGCAGGAGUCGAAUAAUAUUGCUGAAUCAAUCGUGAAGACCCCUCGGUUGCUCUCCGCCCUAAUACAGACGUUUCUUCUUACGCCCAUACCACCCCCAUCAGACACACCCCUGCCUAACCCUGUCGCUCUCCGGUGCCUCAUUGUCCUUGCGUCAUCCUCUCGGACCAACGCUAUGGCACUAUGUGAGCCAGCCGAUGCUCUUCUUCGUUUUAUUACUAUGCUGCCUCCUACUUCGCCCUUCCCCGAGUCUCUUGCCACAAAUCUUCUCAUAGAAACCCUCCGCCUAUACGCCACUCUUGCCUCCUACGGUCUAUAUUCGCAUAUAGCGACAUCUGCCGCUUCCUAUUUUGCUUCUUUGUUCAUCUAUAUCGUCUCAUCUAACUCGAGACCGCUGAAAGUGGCAUGGGCAGGACUUGUGGAAGCAUGGAUAGUUUGUGCCACGGAUCCCCAUCACACGACUCCACCGCAUGAUAUCUUGUGGAGCCAGGUGACUAGCUGGGGCUGGGGUGCCGAGGUACUUCAGUUUCGCCAGGGAAUAACUGAAGGGGAAGCGGAAGUAUGGGCAGCCAUCUGGAGUGCUUCGUCUGCAUGGCUCGAGGGUGCUCGGGUCAACGGCAUCAGGGGAGGGGAGGGAGAGCGUGCAGAGACUCUCAACACAAUCCAGGACGGCUUUAUCAAGGGAGUUGAACAUAGCGUAGUAACAGCUUCCCUAGAAGCUCUGCGCACUGAACUCGCACAGAUACAUGACACACCACUACCAGAGCGAUAUCAGCGCCUGCAGCGUAUUGGCAUGCAUGCGCGCGUGCUUUCCUCUGCGGUCCGUCUCUGGCUUGCAUGCACGGCUAUCGCGAACACCGACGCGAACAAUACCGCACCGCUUGGUACCCCCGCCCUAUCGUCCUUCUGUGCCUUUGUCGUCUCGCAUUCCCUUUGGUCGCUUGUUACAGGUGUUGAGCAAGCUGCCUGCAAGCACCUGGCGACAUUUUUGGCGUAUUUCCAUAGAUUAUCGCGACAUAUUCCAGGGACCUCACCUGAUCUCUGGGUUGCACAGGGUGUGGCAAUUCUCGAAAGGCAGCUCCCUGGAGAAGAAGAGCACGCUUUUCAGAUCCUUGGGGCUAUUUUAGCGAUCCUCACGCCACAGUUCCUCGGCGCAAUGGCACCCCCUAGCAUUUGGGAGAAGGGCGGAUGGAGCGUGAUCAAGCCUUUUCUGGACUACGCAAUUCGCCCGAACCGGGAGGUAUACAUUGCCCCCAGCGACGUCACACCGGAAUCGAUCAUGCGGUGUACAACUCUUCGCCUUCCGUCGUCCAGCUCCUUACCAUCUGUCCCCGAUGAGCAUCGCCUAACUGGCCUUCCGUUGCCUCGUGUGUGGCUUACCUCACCAAUUGACCAUCUUCUCCGGUCCGGGUCUUCGCCCGUUUUUAAGGCACUUCCUUCCUCUUGGGACGCAUCGGAAGUUGACAUCGUUCGCACGUCGCUGCUGCUUGCCAAAGCUACGCAAGAAAUUGUAGUGCGAUAUAACUUAAGCCAAUUCGCCCUGAAGCGCUCAGAGAUGGUUUUUGCUUGCAUGAAAGUGUUCAUGCUCGAACACGGCCAGCAGCAGGAAUAUCCCUCGUCAGCAACAGGAGACGAAGAAGAAGUGUUCCGAGAUCACAUUGUUUCGAAAUUAAUGUCUGACCUCCUCGCACCUUUUACCCUCGGUGCUACCUCCACUUCGUCACCCUCAUCCAAAUUGCCUGAUAUUGACCUGGAGCAGGCCUCUCUGCCAUUCCUCGGAUCGGGCACACCUUUUUACCAGUUCUACACGGACUUCCUGGCACUAUACGACGCUAUCUCCUUCUCACACCCGAUCUUUGCAUCCCUUCUCCUUCCACCUCUUGCGCUAACCUAUCCCAUCGACUAUCGUCGGAUACUAUGGGCAGACUUUGCGCAUGUGCUGCGUACUGUACGUACCCCUGUGGACCAGGUCGUCGCAGGGGAUCUCAGAGAUUUCUUGUACCCGGUCGAGAAAGGUGAAAUGAUCGGAAAAUACGUCGGUCCGCUUCUCCAAGGAUCAGUGGAUGGAUUCCUGUGCCUUGUUGCGGUACAUCACGUGGCGUGCAAUAUCUGGCCUGAUCUUCGAUCCGAGGAAGUUGGGGCUGAGCAGGAGGAUGUAGCCAAGAAGCUGUUGAAGUUGGUGGUGGAGAAAGGAGAUGGACGCGUUGUGCGUGAGGUGCUGAGGUAUCGACAGGUUCGUGAAGAAACGGUUGUUUAUCCCCCUGCUUGCUUUGAAACAAGUGGGGAGUGGAUAGCAGACCGAGCGAAAUUUGCUCAGCAGGCGCUGGGCAACGAGUUGCAUGAAAGACUUCAGGGCGUGUUUUAUGGCCCGUAGUAAUAUUGGAUGUUCAAAUGCGGCGGCUGAGGCAUAUGGAUUACAUCUCGGUUGCCCGUUUAAUAUUUAUCACACGACAAAACCUGAUAACUUGCAUCCCACCGUUGGGGGUUCCUGAUGCAGGCGGCGGAUUGUGGUGAUAGAAUGAAUCGGAAUCGUUGCUUGAAAUGAA